This is a messenger RNA of Centrocercus urophasianus (Greater sage-grouse), 5892 nucleotides long. RefSeq names its product G protein subunit beta 4 (gene GNB4). Gene Ontology annotation, cellular component: heterotrimeric G-protein complex; cytoplasm. Gene Ontology annotation, molecular function: protein binding; signaling receptor complex adaptor activity. The transcript has 10 exons. Gene Ontology annotation, biological process: G protein-coupled receptor signaling pathway. The coding region runs from base 120 to 1142 and encodes 340 amino acids. NCBI's taxonomy places the organism in Eukaryota, Metazoa, Chordata, Aves, Galliformes, Phasianidae. The record is from RefSeq and is a predicted model, not a curated record.
AGCUCCUCCCGCCGCGACCGAGCGCCAUGGAGGCGGCGGCUCGGUGACACCCGCGCGGACCGCCGCCCGGCCACCAGGUUUUCUUCACCAGUGGAGUGUGAAAUAGAAACUGAAGCAAGAUGAGUGAGCUGGAACAGUUACGGCAGGAGGCAGAGCAGCUGCGAAAUCAGAUCAGAGAUGCAAGGAAAGCAUGUAGCGACACAACUCUUGCUCAGAUCACAACAAGUCUGGACUCAGUGGGUCGAAUUCAAAUGCGAACGAGGCGUACGCUUAGAGGUCACUUAGCCAAAAUUUAUGCUAUGCACUGGGGAUCUGACUCAAGGCUACUAGUCAGUGCUUCACAAGAUGGAAAAUUAAUUAUCUGGGAUAGUUAUACAACAAAUAAGAUGCAUGCCAUUCCUCUGAGAUCCUCCUGGGUGAUGACUUGUGCGUACGCACCGUCUGGCAACUACGUGGCCUGUGGUGGACUGGACAACAUCUGUUCCAUAUACAACUUAAAAACCAGGGAGGGCAACGUCAGAGUGAGCCGAGAGCUGCCAGGGCACACAGGAUACUUGUCCUGUUGUCGCUUUUUGGAUGACAACCAAAUUGUCACUAGCUCAGGAGACACCACUUGCGCUCUGUGGGAUAUUGAAACUGGUCAGCAGACCACCACGUUCACUGGGCAUACCGGCGAUGUAAUGAGUCUCUCUCUAAGUCCAGAUAUGAGGACUUUUGUUUCGGGUGCCUGCGAUGCCUCCUCGAAGCUCUGGGAUAUUCGGGAUGGGAUGUGCAGGCAGUCGUUCACAGGGCACGUGUCAGAUAUUAACGCCGUUUGUUUUUUCCCCAAUGGACACGCAUUUGCCACUGGAUCUGAUGAUGCCACUUGCCGACUCUUUGACCUGCGUGCAGAUCAGGAAUUAAUGAUGUAUUCACAUGACAAUAUCAUCUGUGGAAUCACUUCUGUAGCCUUCUCAAAAAGUGGUCGCCUUUUGCUAGCAGGUUAUGAUGAUUUCAACUGCAAUGUGUGGGAUACUCUGAAAGGAGAGAGGGCAGGUGUCCUUGCUGGCCAUGACAACCGUGUCAGCUGUUUAGGUGUUACUGAUGAUGGCAUGGCUGUAGCUACAGGGUCUUGGGACAGUUUUCUCAGAAUCUGGAAUUAACUGGGAGCCAAACAUGUACAUUCUCCACUUGAGACCUGGAGAGAUCAAUGCUGCAGCCUAUAGCUGUGAAAUAACAUUUCUACCUUGUAUUUGCAGGUGAAGUUUUUCUAUUCACUGAUUAUUACACAAAAAGGCUUUCUGUAAACUAGAAAAAAAAUCAAGUGAAGAAACAGGGGAGGGGGGAAGAAAUCACUGACUUUUUAAAAGGGGCCAGCACACAUAAUCAUGGUGACCGACAAACUAAGAGCCAGUCUUUUUGUUUUUGAUGGUUUGGUUAGAUUGUCUUUGAAGGGUUUUUGCUUGUGCUCAGUCUGCUAAUCCUGUACUUUUAUUUGUACAUAACAGAAUAUACACGUUAUAGCAGCCAAUCAUGUAACAUUUGUCUGUAUGUAAAGAAAUAUGUUUGCAUUUUUUUAAGGAACUACAUUUAUAGCUUUGCUUUAACCUGAGGUGUCACUUCUGAGUUUUGUAGUGGAUGAACUAUAAUUGCUGUUUUAAAUGUUUUUGUGAAUUUACUGUAGAUAAAGUGAAGCCAAUGGUAUGUAUGUUUUUAUAAUGGAAGGCAUUUGAAUUUAUUAUUUUUUUUUUUUAGAGGCCCUGGAGACUCCCAGUUAAUACCUACUGCCUUACUCACUCACUUCUUGACCUGCUUGCCUAUUUUUAAUCGUGGGGGUUCUUCCUUAAGCCAGUGGUUCCUGGUUCAUCCAUUGGCAGUGGCAGCCUCCAGACACCAAGGAGUUAAUGCCAGGCAGAGUUGCAACAACAGAGGGAAAAAAAAGUCCAGUUCAGAAGUAUUAGCCUCCUUACUGCGGCUUUCCGCAUCUGCUAUUCCACCCAGCCUUGGGUAUGGAAACCAGGUGACCUGCACUGCUGUUGUUAAGUGGCUGAGUGCUUUUCUUUUUGACAGUUCAGCUCUAAAUGAGACAGUUUGGCCUGUCACAAACUCUAACAGCGAUUUGGCGUGAUACUCUGUGCAGAAAGCAGUGUGCUUGCAGAGCUUGCUCAGUCACCCCAACAAACGGGAAUUCAAGAGAACUUUGCUUAGAAUCUUAAAGAUUUAAAUGUGCAGUUAAUCACCUGUAAUUCCCCUCCAAACUGGGGGUUUGCCAAAGCAUACCACAACCAAAAGUGCUUGUUGUCAGUUACGUGCAGUGUGAGUUAUGAAAGGAAUUGUGUAACUUACAGUGAACCAAAUAACCUUACUUACUUGUGUGGCCCUUUAAAACUUUGUGCUAUGAAGUUAGCGACUUGCUUGUUCUCCUGUGGUCACAGGUCUGUGCCAUAGUGGCUCAUUAGAUGCUAAUUGUUCUGCAGUUCUCACACUGUAAAUAGCCAUCUCCUCUUCCUGAUUUAUUCAGAUGUUGGUGGCAGCUGCUUAUAAGUGACAGGUUCUGAUCAACUAUGGUUGAGUGUAGGUAGAAGAAAAUCAAGUGAGUGAUGCCCAUCUGAAACUACCCAGGAGGACUGCUUAACUUCUUGGUGCCUGGCAGCAUGCUUGUGCCUGCAGUGGAUGUUCCCUUGGCAAUCUCAAAGCCUGUGGCAUUUGUAGAAAGGGGAAAUCAAGUCUAUUGGCUUUUCUGAAGUGACUUGUCUUAAAUAGAUGUGAAUUUUAAAUUACCAGGUUGGAAGAUAACGUUCAUCCGCCCUCAGCUGAAGUUAUGGGGAGUCUGGGUAUCGGUGGGUCAGGUACCAAAUCUAAGUGCCCAAUAUUUUGUAGUACGCCAAAACAGAGAUGGCUCUUUGUCAAGUUUAUGAUAUUUGUAAUCCUAAAUUUCCGCACUUCCAAACUGUGCCUGUAAACUUGCCAUGUCUGAGUGGCAAAGGUGCCAAUAAAUGUACCAGUCACAGCAAAUUCACUUCAAGAAAACAAAGCAGCACAUCUCGUGCUGCAGGAGCGUACAUUUGCCAACAGCAGAUUGUGGUGUAGGACCAAAAUCACACAAUGUCACAGGAACUCCUCAGCAUUUUGCUUUUCGAUCUGCAUUUACAGAACUAUUAAGGAAUACUUGUUACUCUUUAAGUGAGCGUGUUGAGAGCUCUCAGAUUUGGUUCAAUUUUUAGUGGUGCACUUAACUUUUUUUUUUUUUAACUCACAGCUGCCUUGAGUGAAUUUGUUACUAUAGAAUUUUAAGAAAAUAUUCUUUUUCUAAAAAGUUUUUUUCCAUAGAGAUGUGUUUUGAACCAAUUUCUUAGCCAACGCUGUUGCGAAGACAGAUGCCAUUUUUACAUUCUGGUGUUCAAGCUGGUUUCUACUUGUGAAGCUCCAAAAACAACUUUACAAAUGUAUAUAACUUUUCUUAAAAGUUUGGGUAGACUGUAAGCAUGGUAAUGGCUCUGGUACAGGUAUUACUGCAAAUAACUUCACUAUCAUUGGUUGAUGAGCAGUUGUUGGAUUCAGCUGCUAGUAAGGAAUGCCAACUACUUGCCUGUGAGGUUUCCAAAAGCAUCAUUAAAAUACCUGCCUGUUUUUGCUGUUUGGUUAACUGGUUCUUCUAGUGCUGCAGGUCCCAUGGUGGCUCCUUCUGUGGUGGUGCACAAGGAAAGGUGGAAGGAGCCUCAGCACAACUGGAAAAAGUAUCUGAUGUGUCUUGGGAACUUGUAGAAAGCUUGUGAUAGAUCCUGCCAAGGUGAUGUUUGCUGUUUAAUUACUGUCCUGUAUUAUCUAAUGAGAAAAAAAAAAGCCUACAGCCUUGAUGUAAUGCAUUGCUGCUGUUGUAUGAGGCCAAAUCAUGAAGUUUCUUUCUCUUAUGGCUAUCAGUGGUGAGCUCACUCACGAGAAUGGAUGUGGUUUAAUGGCUAAAUGCUCAAACUCUCUCCAAUAUGAGGAAGUUAAGAAAAUGAGCCUUUGUAGGUUUUACUUACAAGAUUUAAUUCCCAGCUUUGAGAAUGGUCUGUGCCUCUGUGCCUCUGCUAUGGCGUAGGCACACGUGUGCAGCUCAUGCAAUUUCUAACUGCUCCAUGGCAGCAAACUGGGUGUACAGCAGAUUUUGCAGCCCCAGUGGGUACAUCUUAAACUGUAGAAGUUUGCUGCCAUCAUGGUCUGAAUUUCAAAUACCUUGUGUAAUUACAGAAAUGUAGUAACUGAGACCAUUGUGCCAAAACCAUUGGUGGCAAAGUAACUCAUUCCCAGCCUCUCUUCUAAAAUCCUAUUGGUUAUAGCUUGGAAAGUGGAACGUGGAACUCAGUGCUUUGCGUAGCAAGAUUUAUUUCAUUCAGGUACAGUUGUUGGGUAGUUUUUGGGUUUUUUUGUCAGCAUUUUCCAGUGUUGAUUUAAUACUGCAAUACAGGAUGCUGAUCAGGCCAGGCAAGCACCCAAGCUGGGCUUGUUCUUGUGUAGAUUCAGACAUCGAUUUAUUGGUGGGGAUCUUGAUUGAGAUUCUGGAAACCACAGAAGCUUCUCACUGUAUACUCACUGAGUACUGCAAUGUUGGCCUGUUUUCAUCUGUCUCCAGACCUUUUUUCUUCCAACCAUCAGCACCAUCUGCCUUGCAAAGCUGCAGCUGCCUGGCAGUGUUUGGCAGAACUGACAGGUUUGAGCAUUGACACCGAUCUGCGUUACUGAAGCGGAACGUGGAUUGAUGGGCUGCCCCCAGUCUGGGAGAGGGCCUGACCUGGACUGUCCAAAGCUGAAUGGAUGUAACAGCUGGUCCUGGCGUGCUUACUGUUGUGCAUGGGUUGGAAAUAGUUAACUCUUCAGUUUGUGUCCCACAAUGAAGUUGGCGUUACUUUAAGGUAGAAUGAAACCAUUGUGAAAACAUUCCAAGCGUGCUUAGUCUUUCCUCUUUGAGGACAGUCACCUCCACUAGGUUUAGUGCUGUGCUUUAAGAUGUUGGUGAGAAUAAGUAUUGGCUAAUUCAAAUAGUUGGUAUAAAUGGUUGUGUAGCAGAAUGACUGAUUUUUGAGAUAGCAUUUCCUGUAAAAGUAAUUAAGCAUGGGUUGAUGGUGCACUUUGUAUACAGUAAUCUGGCAUGCAUGCUGGUAAACUACUUCCUACACUUCAGAGGCACCACAAGCCUUUUUAUCCAAUUGCUGGUUAUGUAAAAUACAUGCAGAAUGUUAAUGCAGUGUUGUUAUGGUAAAUGUGUGAACAGUGUUACUAAUUGAUAUAACUGAUAACAGAUUACAUGUGCCUGACAUUCUUAUACCACACAGUAUGUUUAGGUUUUAACUAAUAUGGACUUCAGUGGAAUAGUCUUAGAUAUUUCAAGCCUUUGUUUUACUUACACAAUGGUGCUCUAUUUGUGUUUUUUCUUUUUUUCCUUUUCUUUCUUUUUUUUUAAAGAAGAAAAAAAUAAAAGCAUCUGAACACUUGUAGUACAUAUUACAUCCAAAGGAGUCCAAAACAAAACUGCUUCUAACCAUCUCGGUUUUAAUUUGCCUUCAGUUUCUGGCAUUUCUCAUCAGCUCGGUUCCUUCUGUCACUUGUUGCUGACUACUUUGGAUAACUGCAGUCAUGUUACCAAUUAUGAAGUGAUUCUGCACUGCCUUUGGAUCGUGUAUGUAUACAGAAACAGUCUUAAAGCUUUUAUUUAAGCUAUUGAAAAAACCAGGGACUUGUGCCAUUUGUUCUUUAACAGUGCUGUUGUAAAAAGACUUCCCUGUGAAAAAAGAUCACUUGCUAUGAACUCUGUUUAUAGCUUUUUUUUUUCCCCCUCACAAUGGAUCUUUUCUUUGUAUUUGUACAGUGGCUCAGUGAAAGAUGUUGCCAUGAGUUGAUAUUGUAACCAAUAAACAAGUGCUUUUAACCAGA